Beta vulgaris subsp. vulgaris (sugar beet) is the source of this 2572-nucleotide messenger RNA. Its product is annotated as probable L-gulonolactone oxidase 4. Gene Ontology annotation, cellular component: membrane. The record is from RefSeq and is a predicted model, not a curated record. Lineage: Eukaryota; Viridiplantae; Streptophyta; Magnoliopsida; Caryophyllales; Amaranthaceae. Gene Ontology annotation, molecular function: D-arabinono-1,4-lactone oxidase activity; FAD binding.
UAUUUCCUCGGAGGUUACGGCUUAUCACUUACGUACAUAUGUGCUUCAAGUAAAAUUAUAGUAGCAAAUUAUUUUUUUUUUUUUUUUUUCGGACGAUGCCUCGAGUUAGUUAUAAUAAACAAAUAUGUUAUUAUUUUUAAAUUUCAUAAUUUAUUUUGCUGCUUUUCGUAUUUUUUGUUCAUUAAGAAAUUGAAACCAUCAAUAUUUUCUUGUAAGCGUAAUAAGAAUGUUAGAAAUGUAUAUACUUGUUUAAGUCUUUUUUAGUUAAUUAUAAUUAUUACAAAACUUCAUCAUAUUUUAUUAGACAAUAAAGUCAUAGUGUAUUGAUGGUUAAACUCUUACUUUUUAUUUCAAAGGUCAUGUUUUUGAUACCUUGCACUUACGCAUUUUUUAAAGUGAGGAGUACACAAUUACACAUAGACAUAAAACGUUUCCGUUAGAAAUUUUAGAAGAGUGCCACGUGACACAUAGGCUUUCUUUCACACUCUUUUUAAUGUAUUUGUAUAGUAUAGAUUAAUAAUUGCUAGAUUGCUUAUAAAGCAAACGUUCAUCUCAACAAUGUCUUCACAGACCUUCCUGUACUUUAUUGCGUAAAACUUAUUAAACGAUCAUCCUUUCCUUUAGCUUUCUCAAAAAUGAUACUGAAUUUUGCUACUUAUGACAAAAGUUAUACCCUCUUAAGGCCGUUUUGGCUAAUUCUUGUAAGCUAUUUUAUCCUAUAUUGGAGUGAUGUUGUUACUUGUAAUCCUCCAGAAGAACCCAUCAAAUGCUCUUCUGGAAACUCUGACUGCACCAUUACAAAUGGCUAUGGCUCAUUCCCGGAUAGAAGCAUUUGCCGGGCAGCUAACGUCGUAUACCCGGAAAACGAGGAUCAACUCAUUUCAUACGUCAAAGAUGCAACAACGAACAAGAGGAAGAUUAAGGUCGCAACAAAACAUGGUCAUAGCUACCCAAAAUUAGUGUGUCCAGAUGGAGAAGACGGAUUGCUAAUAAGCACAAAGAAUCUCAAUAAGAUCAUAAAUGUCAACAUGACAGAAGAAACAAUGACAGUGGAAAGUGGGGUGACACUUCAACAACUUAUCGACGAGGCUGCCAAAGUGAACCUAGCACUUACCAGUUCACCCUAUUGGGCUGGGGUAACAGUUGGUGGGAUGCUAGGCACAGGUGCUCAUGGAAGCUCGCUUUGGGGUCGUGGGAGCGCAGUUCAUGACUUCGUCGUCGGCCUUAAGAUUGUUAGUCCAGGCAAUCCAGAGGACGAUUAUGUUAAGGUUCGUACACUUACUGUAGGAGAUGAAGAUCUUGAUGCAGCAAAGGUUUCACUUGGUGUACUUGGAGUCAUUUCACAGGUAACAUUCAAACUAGAGCCACUCUUCAAGCGAAGCAUAACUUAUAUCACGAGAGAUGAUGGUGAUCUUGAGGUGCAAGCCCUGAAAUUUGGUCUCCAACAUGAGUUUGCAGAUAUAACGUGGUUACCAAGCCAACACAAAGCAAUAUACCGAGUUGAUGAUCGGGUGCCCGCUACAACACUUGGUGAUGGCGUUUAUGAUUAUAUCCUUUUCCGUUCCGCGCCACAAGAGUUGUUAGAAUCUACACGGAAAAUAGAUGAUUUUGAAGAAUCAAAUGGUUGUGCCGGUUUAAAAUGCACCCGUACAAAGGCUAUCACGGCAAAUUACAACGAAAUGGCAUUUGGACUUACAAAUGACGGUGUCCAAUUCAAUGGCUACCCAGUUAUUGGAUAUCAAAAUAAAAUGCAGUGCUCAGGAACUUGCCUUGUUAGCCACCCAAAUAAUGCUAGUACUGGUUAUUGUGCAUGGGAUCCAAGAAUAAAGGGUAUAUUCGUUGACGACGAUGCGUCGAGUCUUCCUAUGAAUAAGGUGAACAAUUUCAUUCAAGACAUAAAAAAAUUGGUUAGUAUGGAGCCUACAUCAUUAUGUGGUGUAGAGCCGUACUUUGGUAUCUUAAUGAGGUAUGUCAAAGCUUCCUCUGCUUAUCUUGGAAAAGACGAGGACGGAAUACAAUUCGAUAUAGUCCAUUACAGAGCAAGAGAAGCCUCGGGUCAUCGGCUUCAUUCUGAUAUAUACGACGAAAUCGAGCAAAUUACGGCCUUCAAGUAUGGUGGGAUGCCUCAUUGGGGAAAAAAUCGCAAUGUAGCAUUUGAAGGUGUCAUUAACAAGUAUAAGGAUGGAGGGAAAUUUUUAAGGGUUAAGGAGCGAUAUGAUCCUUUGGAAUUGUUUUCAUCCGAUUGGACUAAGUACAUCUUAGGAUUGAAAGAAGGAUUAAGCACUAUUAACAAGCAAGUAGGAUGUGCUCGUGAAGGCUUGUGUAUAUGUUCCACUAAUAAAGAUUGCGGCCGUGGAUAUACUUGUGAGAAUGGUCGAGUUUACAUGGAGGCUAAAGUUUGCAGGAGAUCGACAAGCAAAUACAUUACAAACAAAUGUGGUGAUUAAUAUCAUUGAUGCCAUAAAAACAAAAAGUAGGUUAAUUAUUACACGCAACAAUAACUACCACGGUACCACCUGUGGUUGGAACUCAGAAGUUCUAUAUAUUUGUAAAAUUGAAUGGUUUUCUUUCC